Messenger RNA from Aspergillus alliaceus, 2646 nucleotides. RefSeq names its product WD repeat NOL10/ENP2 family protein. Gene Ontology annotation, cellular component: 90S preribosome; small-subunit processome; nucleolus. The transcript is spliced from 2 exons. Gene Ontology annotation, molecular function: protein binding. The record is from RefSeq and is a predicted model, not a curated record. Gene Ontology annotation, biological process: maturation of SSU-rRNA from tricistronic rRNA transcript (SSU-rRNA, 5.8S rRNA, LSU-rRNA). Bases 60 to 2201 code for a protein of 713 amino acids. Lineage: Eukaryota; Fungi; Ascomycota; Eurotiomycetes; Eurotiales; Aspergillaceae.
CUUUACCAGUCGCAGCAACGCCAGGCUCUUUCUCAUUCAAAGAGCAACACUGCGCAAAUAUGAAGCUUUCAAACCAGUCAGAGGUGCCAGUAUAUACAAUCUCUGGAUCGAACACUGCCCGGCCACUUCCUGAAUGGCUUGCUAGACAGAGAAAGCGCAGUCUUAAAAAUGAUCCGGAGUAUGCGAAUCGCGUUGAAUUGUUACAAGAUUUCGAGUUCGAAGAAGCCAGUCAAUGUGUAAGAGUCAGUGAAGAUGGGGAGUGGGUUAUGAGUACAGGAACCUACAAGCCCCAGAUUCAUACACACUAUCUUCCACAGUUAUCCCUCUCAUGGGCUCGUCAUACGGACGCAUUAAACACCACAUUCCUUCUUCUUUCCUCCGACUACUCUAAAUCCCUCCAUUUACAGUCCGAUCGCUCACUUCAGUUCCACACGCCUGGAGGGUGUCAUUACACAACGAGACUUCCCAGAUAUGGCCGUGAUCUAGUUUACGAUAGACAAUCUACCGAAGCAUUAGUCCCAUCGGUCGGUGUGAACCAGGAUGGUAUGGGUGAGGUUUUUCGACUUAAUUUGGAGAUGGGCCGAUACAUGCGGAGUUUCGAGAUUGAUGUUGGUGGCGAUGAUUUCACAUCUUCCGGUGGAGGUUCGUUGCAAGGUGGUAUAAAUACAGGGGCUGUCAACACGGGAGCUAUUGCGGAGGAAAGUCACAAUCUACUCGCCUUCGGAACUACGUUAGGUACGGUGGAACUCUGGGACCCGAGAGCUAAAGGCAGGGCAGGAAUCUUGUUACCGCCUACACAAUCCGGCCCAGAUGAAGCCCGCAAUGAGAUUACAGCCUUGGAAUUCCACCGCUCAGGCCUGACACUCGGUACUGGCUCUUCGAAUGGCCUCAUCCACCUGUACGAUCUUCGUUCGCCGGUUCCUCUGCUCAAGAAAGACCAAGGAUACGGAUUCCCUAUUCAUACUCUUAAGUUCUUGCAGCCUUCGUCAUUGACGCGCGAACAGACCAUAGAGCCUAAAAUUCUCUCUUCGGACAAGAAGAUCAUCAAAAUUUGGGAUCCUCGGGAUGGCAGUCCUUGGACGUCUGUGGAACCUGCUGUUGACAUUAACUCGGUAGCUUGGUGCAAAGACAGCGGAAUGAUCCUUACUGCCAACGAAGGACGCCAGCAGCAUGCAUUCUUCAUUCCUCAGCUUGGACCGGCCCCAAGAUGGUGUUCAUUCUUGGACAACCUUGUUGAGGAGAUGGCAGAAGACCCCAACGAUCCUAACGCAUUUAGCACCGGCCAGGCAGCCUCUGUGUACGAUAACUAUAAGUUCUUGACGGUUCCUCAACUGCGCACAUUGAACUUGGAGCAUUUGAUUGGCAGGACCAAUCUCCUGCGCCCUUACAUGCACGGUUACUUUGUGGCUCAACGCUUGUAUGAGGAAGCUAGAUUGAUCACUAAUCCAUAUGUUUGGGAAGAGGAACGUGCGAAGAGAGUCAAGGAGAAGAUUGACAAAGAGCGUGAGAGCAGAAUCAGAGGUAAGAAGAAGGCCGCUGUCAAGGUCAACAAGAAGUUGGCCGAUAGAAUUAUGGCCAUCGAGGAGAAGAAUGAACGUCGGAGGGCACAGCGUGUAUUGCAGAAGGGCGGUGACGAGAACAUGGUCGAUGCGCCAACCGAGAAACCCGGCCAAGGUCUUAUGGACGACAGCCGUUUUGCUAAGUUGUUCGAGGAUGAAGACUUCGCCGUCGACGAAACGUCCCAUGAGUUCAAAAUGCUCAAUCCUAGCACUCUCCCCAGUGACCCCAAGAGGAAGGAGCGAGGUCUCACGGCUGUCGAACAGGAAGAAAUCGAUGAAGUUCCCGGCUCAAGCACCGACGAGUCUGCGAGUGAAGAAGAACAAUUCGCCAAGGAGAAGUCUUCUGGCAAAAUUUCAACAUCCUCGUACAAACGUACCAAUCGCGCCCAGCAGCCCCGGAUGCAGGUUUCUUCUUCCAGUGCUGUCAACUCUACUCGCGACCGUUCGUUUGGGUCUAGGGCCCAGAACAUGCGGACUAAGGAGAAGCCAUCGCGUCGUAGGGGCGUGGUUGGUGAGAGGGAAAUGACGUUCAACCCCCAAGUCAAGUCAAAACAACCUAGGGCUCCAGCACCAUCUCAAGACACAGGCUUCAAAUCGAAAGAGAGACGCAGUGCCUCUGGUAACACUUUCCGAAGGAUGUGAUUUUGAGGGAUUCAGUGAAAUCUUGUUAGGGAGUUCCCGCACUUCUAGCUAAGAGGAACAUCCUAAAAGUUCUAUUGUCGCAUGGGCUUUAGUUGUGCAGAGGCUAUGUCUUCGCGCCAGGGUCUAUUGGAACGGGCCGUGAGGAGAGGGAUUUUCUUUCACGACGUCUUUUGCAUGAACUUGUUCUGAUAUUCAGAAAAAUUACCGGUGCACCAGCGUCCCAGCAUCUAUCAGCGGGACGCGUCAGGUCUUAAUUAUUGGCUCGAGGGCAAUACCAUGGGGGCUCAUAGGAUUAAGAGCUUCAUACAGAUACCCUGUGUCUAUUAUAAUUUGACCUCACGGGUCUAUUAUACUAAGGCGUCUUCGCUGUCUCAAUGUUCCCAAAAUCUAUCCUAACGGAAAUUCUACCUACUUUCUGAAAUGAUCAGUCAGUGAGAUUGGCAAA